Messenger RNA from Zeugodacus cucurbitae (melon fly), 1221 nucleotides. Its product is annotated as trypsin. The record is from RefSeq and is a predicted model, not a curated record. Gene Ontology annotation, biological process: proteolysis. Lineage: Eukaryota; Metazoa; Arthropoda; Insecta; Diptera; Tephritidae. Gene Ontology annotation, molecular function: serine-type endopeptidase activity. The coding region runs from base 167 to 1099 and encodes 310 amino acids. The transcript is spliced from 4 exons.
AAACAGUCGGUGUGAACAAAGCUGCAAGGCAGUAAUCAUUUACUCAAUAGACGUCUUUCGGCCGGUGCGUGUGACUUUAUAACGGUUAAAAAUUACUUUUAAUUUCAUAUUUAGUUAAUAAUAUUAUUAAUUUACAGUUACAUAACUUGUUGCAAUAUUAUUGAAAAUGUGGCAAGCAAUUUGGCGACUUUUCCAAAUUUUACUAUUGGCGCAUACGUCCUAUGCCAACAGCAAAAAUUUGCUAACUGUAUAUGAUGUGAAACAGUUUGGUGCCUCACCUGUUGCCAUCACCAGUGCGCCCUGGCAGGUUUCAGUGCGUUUGCAGGCAUAUGAGGGUAUACAGUUGGGUGAGGGGCAUUGGUGUGGCGGUGCGGUUAUAACAACGCGUGUGGUACUCACCGCAGCGCAUUGUCUCAUCUAUCCCAACAAAACACAACCGAUUUAUCGUGUUCCAAGCGAUUUCAUAAUCUACAUGGGUUCGGUGCAUCUGCACGAGGUUACACCGUAUACGUUGCACUACAAUGUGCAGGAGUUAGUGCCGCAUCCAGAUUUUAGUUUAACACCGUUACAAAAUGAUUUGGGUCUACUUUUCAUAGCCGGCAUGGUACCAGCGAAUUAUCCAACCGCAGCACCCUUAGCACUCCAACAGUUGGCCUUGAAACCGGGUCUUAACUGCAGUGUGACUGGUUGGGGUAUAACGGGGAAGCGUAUAAAUUGGCCUAUACUAUUGAGUGCUACUAUUCCGAUUGUCGACUUGCAGCAAUGCAACAAUAGUUUUCACGGUGGAAUCACGCAAGGCAUGCUUUGUGCCGGCGGCAAUCUAACCAAUAACGACACGAUUGCCUUUCUAGGCGACUCUGGUGGCCCUUUGGUUUGCAAUGGCAAAUUGAGUGGCGUUCUUUCGUGGGAUAGUGGCUAUCCCGGUGUCUACACAAACGUCUCCGCUUACUAUAACUGGAUAUUAGCAACGAAUACCACAUUCAAUUACGCGCGUUAUGGCGGCGCAAUGGGCUUAAAGUUGGCGCCUCAGCAAAUCGUGUUGGGUAUUUUCUGUUUGCUGACUGCUUUGCUGUGGUCGCAAGCGGUUUAUGCUAAAUAGGGUCUCACGGGAUGUUUUGUUGGGAUUUAUUUGUUGUUUAUUGGUGUGAUGCUUACAGUUAGCUAAUGGUAUUAUUUUUGCUAUUUUUAGGUUAUUGUUCGAUGAAAGUUUUCUCAUAAAUA